Messenger RNA from Yarrowia lipolytica CLIB122, 1071 nucleotides. RefSeq lists its product as uncharacterized. Gene Ontology annotation, cellular component: eukaryotic translation initiation factor 2B complex. NCBI's taxonomy places the organism in Eukaryota, Fungi, Ascomycota, Dipodascomycetes, Dipodascales. Gene Ontology annotation, biological process: translational initiation. The record is from RefSeq and is a predicted model, not a curated record. Gene Ontology annotation, molecular function: translation initiation factor activity; guanyl-nucleotide exchange factor activity.
AUGUCCAGUCAGAACCGAGGCGACCGAGAAAUUGAUAUUUUCGUUGAGCAGUUCAUCAGCCAACUGAAACGUCGACAGUUGUCGGGAUCACACGCAGUUGCUCUGGCCACGGCACAACUGCUUCUGCGGUUUGUUUCUGCCGCAAGAUGGAAUCACAUUGACUCUCUAGUCAAGGACAUUCGUGCCCUGGGAGUGCGUCUGGUGCAGACCGCCCCCAAGGAGAUUGCGUGUCGAAAUAUCGUAUCGCGAGUGCUGACACUGAUUCGGGAGGAGCAGCACGGCCACAAGGCCGAAAACGGCGGGCUUAGCGGCAGCAUGCUGGGUCUUUUGGAGAAGAACGACAAGAAGGAGGAGGUGCUGGACAAGGCUGCUUUGCGACAGGCGAACCGAGAUAUCCGGCCCUACAUCAUCGAGGGUAUUCAGGAUCUGAUUGACGAGGUCGCCAACAUCGAGGAGAACAUUGCCAAAAUGUCUGUCGACGAGAUCCACGACAACCAGAUCAUUCUGACCCCGACCCCUGCAUCCGAAACCGUGCUGCUGUUUCUGCUCAAGGCCGCACGUAAGCGAAACUUCACCGUUCUGGUCACCGAGGGCUUCCCCAACCAGAUUGAUGCAGCACACAACAUGGUGGAGAAACUGACAAAGGCCGGAGUCGAGGCCAUCAUCAUCCCCGAUGCUGCCGUCUACGCCGUCAUGUCUAAGGUCGGACGAGUCAUCAUGGGCACUUCUACCGUGCUGGCCAAUGGAGGAUGUCUUUCAUCAGCUGGAUCUGCUCUCGUUUGCGCCACAGCAACACAGCAUUCCACCCCCGUGGUGGUACUUACAGCCAUCUACAAGCUGUCCCCCGUGUACCCCUUCGAUGUGCCCAGCAUGAUUGAGAUUGGCUCUUCGGCACAGGUGGCCGACUACUCCGACUCGGAGAUUGUGGAGGGCUUUCAAGUGUUCAACCCUCUUGCCGAUUACGUGCCCCCGGAGGACAUCCAGAUCUACAACACAAACAUUGGCGAGUUCAGCCCUGCCUUUAUAUAUAGAAUUGUGCUGGAUCACUACAGUGAUGCGGGUAACUUGUGA